Ipomoea triloba (trilobed morning glory) is the source of this 3604-nucleotide messenger RNA. Its product is annotated as putative pentatricopeptide repeat-containing protein At1g13630. Gene Ontology annotation, molecular function: protein binding. The record is from RefSeq and is a predicted model, not a curated record. Bases 218 to 2629 code for a protein of 803 amino acids. The transcript is spliced from 5 exons. Lineage: Eukaryota; Viridiplantae; Streptophyta; Magnoliopsida; Solanales; Convolvulaceae.
UUGUGUCUUCGUCGGCGGCGAGGAGAACUCAGACACCGGCGAUUCCGUCACCGCCCGCCCGCCAGAAUAACACAAAUUCUGCUAUUUGAUUGUUGUAUUUCUGUUUCAGCAGCCUGGUCAGUUCGAAUUCACAUUAUCUCCGUGCCUCUGAUCUGUUUUGUUCAAAAACUAUGCUCAUUGCCAUACAAAAUUUCAAACACAAAAUCUUAUUCGCCAAAUGCUUCGAUCAACCAUCAGAUUCUUCCCCAAAUCGCAAUUCCCGUUCUCUAUCUUCUUCUGUAGUCCUUCAACAUCCGCCGCCGCCCUUGCCGUUGCACACGACGAGCCCUCUAACCCCACCGCCUCUUCUUCCCAGUUUUUCCCAACUAAAAAUGAAGCUGUCUCAAAAUUACUCCUCUUCCUUUUCAGUACCGUCUCCAUCAAGGCUCCCUCGAUCACGAAAUUACGCGGCGACCCACCACUUGAAGCCUGGGUGUCGGGGGUGAAUGCCUCCGAAAUGGAGGGCAUUGUUGAGUUGCUGAGGCGCAAGAAGCCGCAGCUGGCUCUCGACUUCUUCUUCUUGUCUAAGAACAAGUAUGGAUUUAAGCAUUCCAUGUCCUGCCACCUCAUCAUAGCCCAUGUUUUGGCGGGAAGGCAGCGAUUAAGGGGGCUGAAGUUCCAUUUGCAGGAAAUGGUUAAAGAAGAAGGCUCUGGUUCUGCACCCGCACUUUGUGAGUUGCUUCAGAAUAACUUCGAUUAUUGGGUUGCUCAUAAUGUGGUAUGGAAUAUGCUGGCCUUUGCUUAUUCCACAUCUGAGAUGGUUGCUGAUGCGCUUUUUGUUCUAUCCAAGAUGAAAGAUUUGAAUCUUCAAGUUUCAAUAAGGACAUAUAAUAGUGUGUUGCAAUGCUUAACUGAUGUUUACAAUGAAAUAAAAGCUUCCCAAAGUGAAUACACAAAUUCUAUCCUUAUCAAUGGUCUAUGCAGACCGAUCUUGGUGCGAGAAUCUGGAAUUUCUGUUGUUUGCUUCAAUUCCAUCAUGUCAGCUUUCUGUAAAAUGGGUCUUGUGGAUGUUGCAACAUCAUUUUUUUGUAUGAUGUUCAAGUGUGGGAUACAUCCUGAUGUAUGUAGUUAUAAUAUUCUUAUUCAUGGUUUAUUUAUAGAUGGUUCUAUGGAAGAAGGACUUAAGCUUGCAAGUGACAUGGAAGUGCAUGGGUUGGAGCCUGAUCUAGUGACUUAUAACAUCAUUGCCAAAGGGUUUCAUUUGCUUGGUAUGAUGAGUGAGGGCUCAAAUAUAAUUACCCAUAUGUUGCAGAGAGAUAUACUUCCCAAUAUUGUCACUUACACAACAUUAAUUUCUGGGCAUUGUCAAAUAGGCAAUGUCAGCGAAGCAUUUAGGUUGAUGGACGAGAUGCGUUCACGAGGGAUUCAGAUUCCUGAAAUCACAUACAGCAUGUUACUUCACAGCUUGUGUAAGAGUGGAUUUCUGGAUGAUGCUUUAAAUCUGUUUCAUGAGAUUGAAGCCGAUGGUUUAGAACCUGAUAUUGUCAUGUAUUCUAUUCUCAUCCACGCUCUAUGCAAGCAAGGACGGGUUCAUAAAGCUGUGCAAUUGUAUAAAGAAAUGUGCUUGAAGAAAAUCAAUCCAAAUUCUUUUGCACACAGAUCCAUUCUGUUUGGCCUUUGUGAGAAUGGAUUAAUAAAAGAGGCAAGAAAGUAUUUUGAUGUGUUGACAAAUGAUGACUUGAUGGAUGACAUUGUUUUGUAUAAUAUUAUGAUCGACAGAUAUGUAAAACAUGGUGAUGUUAGAGAAGCUGGUCGGCUAUAUGAAUAUAUAUUGAAAAGAGGAAUUACACCAAGCACAAUCACAUUCAAUUCUAUGAUAUAUGGGCUUUGCAAGGCUAGAAAGGUAAGAAACCUAUUAGAGGCAAGAGAGUUGAUUAAAAAUAUUUACUCGAAUGGUCUUGUGCCAAGUGCAGUAACUUACACAACUUUUAUGGAUGCAUUUUAUGAAGAAGGAAACAUAAAAGCUGUUUUUGAAAUGCUCAGCGAAAUGGAGGCAAAGCACAUAGAACCAACUUGUGUUACUUACACAGUGAUUAUAAAGUCGUACUGUAAAAUAGGGAGGUUGCAGAAAUCUGUUCAAAUACUAAAGGAUAUGUUUGCCAAGGGACUUUCACCUGAUGGACAGUCUUUCAACACUGUCAUACAGGGGUUUUCUCAAGCUGGGGAUAUGAAGAAUGCAUUUUGUUUACACAAUGAGAUGCUAAGGCAUAAUCUUCAGCCCAGUCAUGUCACACACAACAUUCUCAUUAAUGGUCUAUGUAUGUUUUGGGAUCUAAGGGUUGCUGAUACAUUUUUCUCUUUUCUUCAAGAUCAGAAUAUGGGUUUGUCAAAACAAGCCUAUACCACUCUUAUAAAAGCACAUUGUGCAAAGGGUGAUGCAAAGAAAGCAAUGUUGCUAUUCCAGCAAAUGGUAGAGAAUGGAUUUGAAGUUUCAAUUAGAGAUUACAUUGCUGUGAUUAAUAGGUUGUGUAAGCACCGUUUGAUACAUGGAGAAAUAUGUUUUAAAAGAAUUUUGCACCAUAGAAAUGACCAUGAUUCCAUAUAUCAGUUAUUGUCUUUGGUGAUCAAAUGUGGUUUAGAUCAGUGCUAAGUCUCUGUCAAAUGUAUAUGCAAGUGAUGGAAAAUUAUUGUUCUCAUUGUUUGGAAACUUGUUGAUGGAUGAAAUCUGAGUCAGAUUGCUGCAUUGCGUCUGACUAAGUGCUCUAGUGGGAAGAGCAUAUGUUCCACACUUGCUGCAUUGCGUCUGAUUGUGUUGUGUACUUGUGUGUCUUCAGGCUUAUGGGAAGAGCAUAUAUUCCACACUUGGAUUAAAAAGAAAUAUGAGUUUCUUGUUGGACUGGACUUCUGCUUUUAUUUGUGCUGUGGAUUAAUUCUGUGAAAUGGUCUGCGUGUCCUGCAUUUGUCUUUUAACAAUUCUCAGUCGUGUUGAGCAUGAGCUACAGGUCAUGAGGAAGGGAUUUCAGAUAAAACAUCAACUGCACCUGCUACUCUGCUAGUGAAGUUCAAUGCAGAAACAUUGUGAAGACUGAUGAAAAUUCUUGUGGACAUCCCCCAGGACUUGAGCUGCAAGACAUGCAUAAUAGUUAGGACAAAGACAACAUCCUGCAUUCUGGCUGCAGCUCGUCCUAUGUCAGGUUUAAUGGCCAACCUGCACUUUUGCCAUUUUAAAAAACUUUUUCUGGUUCCAGAUUACAAUCCGAGUGGAAUAGCAGUCCUAUAAGAAUGGCAAAAGCAGACAGGAGAUUCUGAAAGAACAGCGGUUGGAGGCAGGGUCUUCUUUGUCAUCAGGUAUGAUCUUGUUAUACUUAUUUUUCUUUCUUGAUUUGUGAAUAUAUCCUCUGCAUCUAUAACAACUGUCCAUAUGAUUGCAUCUUGAACCCAAAUUGUGUUGGCAGUAUGAGAGUUGUUGAGAAUUUUGUAUUUGAAAUAGUAGUGACAUUUUGGUUAGUAUAUUUAAUUGAAAGUACUCAUUGAUGGUCCUUAAAAACAAUAGUCAGAUGCAAGUUCUUCCUAUGGCUCAGAGACAGUCAGAGAGCCAUCGGAAGUAAGAUCAUGGAGUAAUUAA